GAGGUUGUUGGGGCCUUGACGGAGAUCUUCGUAUCUUCUUUGGCCAGACGCCAGAUCCCGGAGGACCGGAGUUGUUGUUCCUCUGGUUAAGAAGGGCAGUAGAGAGAAACCGGGAAGAGCAGUUGGGUCAGGAGUAAUAUUCUAUUCAAGAAGAUGAAGGAACAGAAUUCAAAUCAAGUAAUGUUUGAUUUAAUAGCGCUCUGUCAGGAAGAUUUGGGACCGCUAUGUCAAAACUGGUUUGAAGAACUAACUUUGUCAGCAUGUUCUAGCCAGUUUAAACAACCUGGAGGUGAUGUCCAUUUUGCUACAUCUGAUUACAAUAAUGAUUACUUCAAAACACCAUGGCAGAAGCAGACUUUACAUAGCCAGCUAGAUUGCACUCCAUCAGUCUUCAGUGGUUUCCCCUUAAUAAUCCCUUCAGUAUGCACAUCUGAUCAAAGGAAUGAACACAGUAGGAUGAAACCAGAAAACAGUUUUUCUGCUUUGGGACAAGGAACUGUACCUCCAUACAAGGGAAGCCAUCAUACAACCUCAAGUCCUGUUUUUGAUGUUUCUCUGAUGAAAAGCCCUGUGGUCUUGAUCGGUACUUGCAGGACUCCGCAACACAUCCAUACCACUCAAGAUGAUAGAGGUUCAUUUUUCAGUUCUCCAGUAACAAGUAAGGUCAUCUCAGAACAGAUUUUAGAAAGCCUUGGGGCUGAGGUGGAUCCAGACAUGUCUUGGACUAGUUCGUUAGCAACUCCUCCAUCACUAACUCCAACAGUUAUUAUUUGUAAAGCCAAAGAAAGUGAAUUGCUUCAAGACAAGGCUAAAGAAGUACAAGUACCUUUGCUUUUACACAGUAACUUAAAUAUAGAGCAUAAUGCUUAUGCUUUUGGACAACACAUACUGCCUGUAAUUGGGGAGGAGGAAUGUGAAGAAAUGGAAGGGGUUGAUCAGAGUUGUAAGCCUGAUGAUGGAGUGGCUAACUUGGUUAAUGAGAGCAGAAGCUAUAAAGAUGGAAAGCAGACUGUACCUGAUGAAGCAGUAUCUUUCACUGAGUGUACACCUUUGGGACUACGAGGAAUAAAAUCCAAUACUGUAAAGAGAGAGAACAAACUUGCAGUGAAUAAUCUUAAGAUAAACGGUGGUAAAGCCUUACCAUCACAUGAUUCCUUGCAAAGCACUGCAGCUCAAUUAGACUUCCAUAUGGUUUCCAAUAAUUUAGCUUUUAGCCCAGUUAAAGACUGCAAAAUGAAAGGAGUUUUCCUGAAUAGCAAGAAGUCUGUCGAUCAACAUUUGUAUGACAGAAGCUCAGAGGAGUUAUCAGGCCACAAUAUAUCUUCCCUGUCUGACUGGUCACAGCUAAAUCUCUCAGAACUUGAUGAAAGCCAGAUGAUUAAUGGAGGCUCAGACAAUGUAGAUCGUUCCGCAGAGGCAUUGUCUUUGAGCAACACAGAGAAUCUAGCAUUUCUUUCAAAUGAAAAAGAUAUGGAUAAAGGAUUUAGUUGCUUUUCCGGUGAAGAACGUGGGUCAGUAGCACGGAAUUCAGCUUGUUCUUCAGAAUAUGUUGUAACAGAGAAUCACUUCAAUUGUUGUAGAGUUGCUGAGGAUUUCAAAGCAGAUGAUGAAAGCAUAAAUAAUUCUAAAGCAGAAGCAAAAUCCAGUACUCCAAACUGUACUUGUGAUAGAUCUCAACUGUCAAAACUUCUCAAUCCUUUAAUUCCUGACACAAAUUAUUUUGUAACUGGCGAUUCAGUGCAAAGUCAUCCAUCUGAUGACAGAAGAAUGGAUUCAGAUUCAGAAAAUGUAGCAGUUGGAUCUUUCCCCUCAUGCAAGUUGGAAAGAGUGUGCAUAGAAGGCAGUAAUCUUGAAAGUAAAAUAAGCAAAAUAAAGCCAGUGACUGCUUUAAAAGAUCACAAAGCCAGUUUAACAGAUUCUAUCAAUAAUGGCGAAAAGUCCAAUCAGCCUGUAGUUUCUAGGAGUACCUCGCUGGUUCUGGAUCCAGUAAAGUGUCAAGUAGCUGGAGAAGACCAUAGUUUAUUGCUUUCUGCCCUAAAGGGGCAUUCAAGGAAGUUCCUAUACUCUGUGCAAGAUCCUUUAAAUCAACAUGAACAUAAGAACAUCUCUUUGGCCACUGACUUACAAAUUAAAACACAGUUUCUUCCUUUGGCAUCAAAGUCUUCAUGCAUGUCAUCAGCCCGAAAAUUUGGAAACCAGCAGAACCCAGCUCCUUAUAGAAAAAAUGAAGAUGGUGCUACUCCUGAAAAUAUUCUGUGCAUUGAUCUCAAUGUUGAAGCCAGUGGGAAGCAUGGCAUGGAAGCAAAUGAAAUUCUACAAGAUAGACGUCAGCUUUUUGAGAAACCUGGCAAAAUACAAGAUGUAGCAACACAUCAGCAUCUUAAAGAUGAAACUUUUGAUAAGCUGUCACACGCUUUUAAUAAUGACAGCUGUUGGGAUAAUUUUGUGACCCCAUUGAACAGAAGACAUUCUCAUAACAAGAAGGAGCGUAAAAUCUUUGCCACAGCUUGUCGCACAGUGGCUAAAAGGUUAAACAUGGAAUCUAAAAUAAUGACUAAUAGUUUUGAUGUACAAGCUGAAGAUGUAGAGACGAUCUGUACACCUGCAGUUAUUAAUUGUGUUCAAGCAGAGAAAGCAAAUGUAUCUGAAAAUACUGUUUCCCAGAAUAAUGGGAGAUUCUGUGAGUUCAGGUUAUCACCUUUAACUGAUGCAAAACAAAGUUCUGUGCAUCAUGACGGCAGUGAAACUACAUCUGAAGACAGCGUAAGUUCUCUCAAUCAUCACGAUACUUGUAUUGCACCAUUUUCUGCCCAAUUAUCAACCAAUGUAAAAGCCGGCACUUCAGUUAUAAUUCACACAAUAUCAUCUCAUUCUUCCUGCAUCUGUAAUGUUUUGCAUAAAACAGAACAGCUUUGCCUUGAUUCUGAAAAAUGUAAGAAAACUUUGAAGAACAAAUCUGAUCUGUCUGAACUUCAAAUAGAACCAAACAUAGAGACAGUAUCAAUUUGUUUGAGCCAAGAGAAACAUUUUGAGGGAAGUCUCAUUAUGGAAAAGGAAUUGUUGAAUACAAAUGAAAGACCUGACUUGCAUAAUUCAUUAGGAAGUGAAAAGAGAGAGUGUUCUGAUAAUACAAAUCUUCAUAUUCAUAAUAGAAAAGUUGCAUUGAAGGCUAGAAAAUUGAAAACUGACAUCAGUGAUGCAUUUUUGGUUUCUACAACUGUAUUGCCUGAAUGUGAAAUAGAAUGCAAGGAAAACCCUUCUACGGAAGCCAAGAAAGCACCAUGUAACUUGGCAAGUUCUGCUCUCUCUGGUCUUGGAAUGCAUUGGAGCAAAUCAUCUGAAUUAACAGGGAAUUUACAUAAUGAAACAAGAGCAGCUUUUUCUGCAUUUGUUACCAAAGCAGAAUUGUAUGAGCCAGCUGAAAUAACCCAAUUUUCACACAACAUUGAACUAUAUAAAGGAGAGAACACUGAUAAAACAGAAUUGAAAUCUGGGAAUCCAGGAGCUGAUUUAAAUUCUGUAAUAAUAAAAGAAACUUGUACAGUUUUGGAAAAUACCAAAAAAAUGAGAUCGGAAGAUUGUGAAGCUUAUAAAUGUGGACCCUGCAAUAGAGAUCUUACAAGUAAUGAACAGUGCACAGAUUUGCUUACAGAAAACCCCUCACAAGGGAAAUCAUUAAAAAAAUUUGAAAAUGACAACUUAGAAGCAAAUUCUGCACAAGCAGCCAUCUAUGAAGUUGUCACUUCAGAAAACAUAUUUGAGAAUCAAAAAGGUAAUUGUCCAAUCUCCUCUAUUAAUCCAGAGACUAAAUCCAAAUCUCCUGAGCUCCAACUUACCAUGGAAGUUGUUAAACAGUCAUUGUUUCCUUUUACAAAAACAUGCACUUUUAAUUCCUCUGAAACUUUAUCUCAGAAAAAGUUGCUUGGUGACUACAAAUGUUUGACAGCUAGUCAAGCAGAAGAUGUGAACAAACUGUUUACUAUGUUAGAGGACACCAAUAGCCAAUUUGAAUUUACACAGUUUGGAAAGGAGUCUGCAGUCAGUGAUGUGAACAAGGGUACCAACCUGCUCAUCAAGCAAUUAGAUUAUACUCCACCUCCUGUUUUGGAUAAGUGGCAGGAUGUCAGUUUUCAUGUUCAGUCUUCAAUGAUAUUGAAUAAUAAGCCUUGCAACUCACAACAGCGAGCAGAGUUUUCAAAAAUGGGGACUAGUUCUGAAAUCUGUCAGCAGAUCACAGAAGAAAUGGACCAAACCGUACCAAGUAAACUUGUUACUUCCUUUGGCUUUAUCAAUAAAAAUAAAGGAAUUACAGCACUUCCAGUGCCAAAAUUCUGCACAAAUUCCUCGGACAGUGUUAAUAUGCAUAUGGAAACAAUGCUCAAUGAUGUAAUUUCACCUCUGAAAGACAAAGUGAAUUUUAAAGGAGACCAUGGGGGUUUUUGUACAGCAAGUGGGAGUGAAAUAAAGCUCUCUGCUGAGAGUUUGAAAAAAGCAGAAAAUGUUUUCAAAAAUAUUGGCAAUGACCUUGAUCAAACAAAUGAUCGUGUACUUGCAAUUGAUGCUUUAAGUUGCUUAUUAAGCAAUUCUAUUAGUGGGUCUGAAAAGGUAACUGAAGUUAAAUUAAGGGAUACAGAGGUUGUAAGAAGCAGCGAGUCAUACUUGCUGCAUCCAGGUAUCUCCAAUUUAAACAGUAAAGAUAGUCAGGAUAACAUUUUGCAAAAUGAGAAAAUUGUGAAUAGUGAUAGGAAAGAUGAUUUUCAGACAGAUGGGAACAGGUCUGCCAACAUAUUAGAAGAAGCUACUCUACAUAAAGCAAUGUAUUUAUCCACUGAACAAGAUGUCUUGGAAAGGUCUGAUAGAGUAGAUGAAGCGAAACUUGGUACAGUGAAAAAUAUGGCUUGGGAAAAGAAUGUAUGUCAAUCUGAUUGCAAUGGCGCAAAAGACAAUGAGAACAUGGAAUUUGGCAGUAAGAUGGAACUAUCAGAUGACGACUUAUUGUCUGGCCCUUUUGCAAGCCACAUCAAAUCUUCAGAUGAAACUAUAAAUACAGAGGAAAGUAAUGAUAUCACAUGUUUCCAAACUGCACGUGGUAAGGGAGUCACAGUCUCCAAAACAGACUUGAAUAAAGCAACAAAUUUGCUUGAGGCCAAAGACUGCUGCAGUGAAAAUUUUCAAAAGCCUAAGUUGCUUACAGGAAUAGAAAAAAAUGCAUCUCAACAACUUGAUAAGAGGAUAAACACUUCUCAAAUGAAUUUGAAAAAAAAUGAUGUAGAUAUGCAAUUAUGUGAUCAAAAACAGGCCACAUCAGGUCAUUCAGUUUCUGCUGCGUUUAUAGUUCCAAAUAGUGAAAACUCUGAAGCCUGUAAUUCACUUCAAAAUAUAGAAGAAAUAAUUGUAACUAAUGCACCUUCUACUACAAUAGAGACUGGAAUGAAAGGAUUCCAAACCGCUAGUGGUAAGAUGGUUAAUGUCUGUAAAGCAUCUCUCGAUAAAGCCAAAGCUCUAUUUGCUGAGAAGGAUCUUUUGAAUGAAACAAAAUAUACUAGGAAAAAUAGUUCAUUAGAAUCCCUUCUACCAAAUAUUAGCACUCCAUUAAUUCAGAAUGCUGUAAAAAGCGGAGGAGUGAAACAGCUGAAGGAUAACCGCAGUCAUGUGAAUUCUAAAAGUCAUAGCAGGUUGAAUGACUUAUCAGUUCAAAGUAAGCAUAUAUUCGAGGAUUUGGAUCUGGAUACUAAUAUAGAAAUGAAAGGCUUCCAAAUGGCAAGUGGUAAACAAGUCAGUGUGUCAAAGAUAGCUUUAAAUAAGGGAAGAGCUUUGUUUCUUGAUGAUCAUAAUAGAUUUAGCAUUCAACAUAGUUUAAUGUCACCUGAAACAUUUAAAAAUGCACCUUGUGAGGGCAGUGCUUUAAAUGACAAAAUUUUAGAGGCUAAGCUUCCAUACAAGUUAGACAUGAUGAAUGAAGUGAGUAGUCUUCCACCUAAACAAUGUUUAGGCCACUGUGCUGCAGAUGGUAGCAGUAUAUCUGUAGGUGAAGCAAACCUGAAAUACACAGAAGAGAACAUUUCAGAAAGUGAACCUGGAGAAAGCAAAGUUUCAGUUUCAAAUACUACCUUUGAUAAUAACCAAGGUAAUUUUACUGGUGAUAUUGUGUCUGAGCUUCCUCAGCUUUUUCAAAAUACAGGACCAAUUGCCUUCAGCACAGCAAGUGGGAAGCCUGUUCAAAUUUCAGAAGAAUCUGUAAAGAAUUGCAAGCAGAUCUUUGCUGAAAUAAUAGUCAGCGAGGAGGAAUUUAAGGUGGUCAGUGGGAAAGAUGUGAAGUCCAAGGGGAAAAGACAUUCACAAGAAAAAGUGCAUUCAGAUACCUGCCAUACAAAGGCAUCUCUUGGUUUCAACACGGCAAGCGGGAAACCAGUUUUAGUUUCUGAUGUUGCUCUUCAGAAAGUUAAAUGUAUGUUAAAAGAAUCUGAAAUGAAUAAUAGUUCUCCAAGUAGCCCAAAGUGUGCAAAAAAUACACUUUUUGAAAAAGCUCAGCAAUUACAAUUAUCACCCACUUCUUCACUGUUCUCUGAUACCAUGAGCAAUGAACAACGAAAUAAGAAAGAUUCACAGUUAGCUCACGGAAUAUUGGAUGACUGUACAGAGAGGACUUCAAACAUACAAAAUUCCAUCCAAGUAGAAUUAAGCAAAAAGAAAAUUAAUGAUCUUGAGGUUAAUAGACCUACAAGAAAUUUGUCUGCAUCUUGUUCAAGUACUUGUAUGCUCAUGUCAGGAUUUCAAACGGGUAAGGAAGUAAUGGUCGAAGAAAGCAGUUUAACUAUGGCAAGAAUACAGUUGGCUUCAAAUAAAAAUGAUAAACUGAGCCAUGCUGCUGAGAAAUCUAAUAUUCUUGCUGAAGGAAGAAUUAAAUCAAUUUGCAGUGCAAGUUGUGCCUCUACACCUAUUGUGCAUGAAUUAAAAACAAAUCCCAAAAUACUAGAAGAAAAUGUGGAAAAAUGGACUACGGAUGAUUCAAAGGCAGCAAUGGACCAUGAUGAACAUUUGGAUUUUAUGUUGGGCAAGGCAUUCAGAUACACCCAUGCUUUCACAGAUCAAACUAUUGGACCAGAUUUAAGAACAGGGAAGAGGCUGAGAUCAGAGGGAAAAUUUACAUCAGAGGAGCCUCUGCCAAAAAGACAGUUGUUAUCUGAAUUUGACAACACUUUACAGAAUGAUCACGCGUCUACUCUCAAACCCUUAAAGUGUAACCCUGAAGGAGCACUUCAUGAUCGAAGGAAAUUCAUGUACAAUGUCCCACUUAAGCCUGUUAUUUGUUCUCCAUCAAAAGUCAAAAGUCUUUCAAACAAUAGCCAUCAGCAAAUGAUUUCUCCUAAUGUUGCGAUCCCUAUCCAUGAAGAUUCAGUUCGGCAAGAUCUACAUCUUUAUCGUGACAUUAAGUUGUCGAAAGGUCAAGCUGCAGUGUUCAAACCUCCAUUCCACAGUCACUCUGGUGGUCAUAGGCAGUUAAAUAAAAGCAGACGGACUACAUCAAAGACAGAGAAAACCUUCCUCCCACCGUUUAAAACCCUUCCAAGUUGUAAUCAAAUGGAAAAGCAAGGAAAUACGGAGGCUGUAUUUUCUCCAAUGCAAAAUGAAAGUGAAUCUAAUGCAAAGGUCAGCAACUGCAGUGGGCUUUUGCAAGAUGGUGGUCCAUUAAACGAUGAUCUAAUUUUAGCUAGAUAUCAUGAAGACAAACUCCAAUCGAUAACUGGUACUUCAGAAGAACUUAAAGCUAGCAAUAAAGAAUCUUCAAGGAUGGUUCAAAAUUGGCAUUAUGCGAGGAAUCUACAGGAAAUGCGAUUAAUGAAGAAAAAAAGGGAAACUAUUCGUCCACUACCAGGGAGCUUAUGCAGGUCUAAAACUUGCAGUUCAAAACUCUCUCUGCAUACAGCUGUUGAAGGAAAAGCUCCAACUCAUUUUACAGAAGAAAAGUUGUAUAGUUACGGAGUCAACAGAAGUACUCUCUGUGUACGAGCAGAAAAUGCAGAAUCAUUCCAGAUCAACAGUCGAGAAUUUUUCUCCGAGGAGCUAUUGAAUGCUAGCAAUGGCCUGCAGCUUGCAGAUGGUGGUUGUCUUAUUCCAGAUGACAAUGGGAUGGCAGGAAAAUCUGAAUUUUACAGAGCUCUUUUAGAUACUCCUGGUGUAGAUUCCAACCUAAUCAGUGAAGUUUGGGCCUAUAACCAUUAUAGGUGGUUAGUAUGGAAGCUUGCUGCUAUGGAGAUCGCUUUCCCCAAACAGUUUGGUGGCAGGUGCCUGACACCAGAAAGAAUACUUCUGCAACUUAAAUACAGAUAUGAUGUGGAGAUUGAUCAAAGUCGGCGAUCUGCCUUAAAAAAAGUCAUGGAGCGGGAUGACGUAGCAGCAAAAACGCUAGUGCUUUGCAUUUCUAAAAUAGUAUCAUUGGGUUCAAGAUCAUCCCAAAAUAACCAAAAUCCUGAUGAUGCAGUUAAAGAUUCUAAAACUCUUAUUGAAAAAAGUGCCAUUGAAACAAAAAAGGAUAUGUCAUUUGGAGUUAUUGAAGUCACUGAUGGAUGGUAUGGAAUUAAGGCCCUUCUGGAUUCUCCACUCACCAAUUUGUUACGAAAAAGAAGACUUGUCAUUGGUCAAAAGAUUAUCGUGCAUGGAGCAGAAUUAAUAGGAUCACAGGAACCUUGCUCACCCCUAGAGGCUCCAGAAUCACUCAUGAUAAAGAUAUCAGCCAACAGUACAAGACCUGCUCGAUGGUAUGCUAAGCUAGGAUUUCAUUGUGAUCCUCGACCUUUUCCAUUGCCACUAUCUUCCCUAUUUUGUGAAGGUGGAAUGGUUGGAUGUGUUGAUGUGAUUGUUGUAAGAAUUUACCCUAUACAGUGGAUGGAAAAAAGCACCAAUGGAAUGUAUGUCUUCCGGAAUGAACGAGCAGAAGAACGGGAGGCUCAAGUACACCUUGAAAAUCAGCAAAGGAAGCUGGAGAUGUUGUAUGCCAAAAUUGAAGCUGAACUACAGGAUCAAAAUAGGGUUGACAAGAAGGAAAAAAGGGAACACAAAAUGCAGAUGUUAAGUGAACAACAAAUCAUGAUGCUUCAAGAUGGAAAAGAGUUGUAUGAAGCUGUCCAGAAUUCUUCUGAUCCAUUAUCUGUUGAGGCUUGUUUGUGUGAACAGCAGUUAAAAGCUCUGAAUAAUUACAGACAAUUGUUGAAAGAACAAGAACAGGUCCAGAUUGAGGCUGAAUUCAAAAAAGCAUUAGAGAAUGCUCACGGUGAUAACGGCUACAUAAAAAGGAAUGUCACCCCUUUGUGGAAGUUAUGUGUUAUGGACUACAAAAGCCAGGACAGUAGUGCUGUCUAUAUGUUAAAUAUCUGGCGCCCAAUUGCCGAGUUACAUUCCCUGCUAAAGGAGGGUGGAAGAUAUUGGAUCUGUUAUCUGUCUGCUGCAUCAUGCAAGGGUCGGCAUAGUCAUAUUGAUCUGCAGUUGACUGCUACAAAGAAAACUAGAUACCAACAGCUACAGCCAUCUUCCAGUGUGUUAAAUCGACUCUACCAACCUAGGCAAGCAGUGACAUUUGGCAUGCUCUAUGAUCCAUUCUUCAGAGCUGUCUGCAAAGAAGUGGACCUAGCAGGAUAUGUGAUCUACAUUUUGGGGAAAACAGAUGGACCUUCAACAGUGUAUUUGGCUGAUGAAAAUCAGGAUCUAGUAGCUAUAAAAUUUUGGACAAGUCUUAAACAGCUGGCUGUGGAAGAUAUUGUUAAGCCAAGUGCUUUAAUUGUUGCAAGCAACUUGAAGUGGACAUCGGAGAGUUACAUGGGUAUUCCUGUGCUGUUAACUGGGGAUCUUUCCAACUUCUCUGCAAAUCCGAAGGAUGGCUAUCUACGAGAAAAAUACAUUCAACUAAAAAGUUCUGUUCAGAAUAUACAGACUUUCAUCAAGAACACUGAGGAAAAGAUGAAGACUAUUCUUGGAACAAUUGGUACUCCAAGGUUGAACCGAGACUCUGGUGAUAUACUUACUCCGAACAAUAAAAAAUCCAGCAUUGCUCCAGUUAGUGGCACUUUGCUUGCUUCAUCAAAUGCUAAAAGAAAGCCACCAACACCACCAACUACAGAAAAUGGAUCCAAAUCUACAUUGUGCAGCACAAAGAUUACACCUGCUGAUUCCCUCACAGAGCUGAAGAAGAGAAAACUUAAUCUUUUGUCUCAAAUUCCUUCUCCUGUUCCAUUGCCUUGCCUUUCCACUUGUGUUUCGCCAUCUGUACAGAGAAGUUUUCGACCACCCAGGAGAUGUGUCACACCACAAAGCUCUGAAGCAAUCCAAACUGGAAAUAACAAACUUGUUCAGGUGUCAUCUUUGAAAAAGACUGACAUUUCUAAAGUGGCUGAGGAUAACUGGGUUACAGAUGAGGAACUUGCAAUGAUAGAUACUCAAGCACUUCUUGAAGGUUGGGAAAAUGGGUUCAGUGAAAAUGACAAAGGAAAAGCUACAAGGGCAAAAAUCACCAGUUCAAAAGACCAUACCACCUUAUCCAAAAAUGUUAAUUAUCUUGGGACUCAGAUUUCCAAAAUAGUUGAAGACAACUGGGUUACAGAUGAAGAACUUGCAAUGAUAAAUACACAGGCACUUUACGAAGAGUGUGCUAAUGGCUACAGUGUGAAGGACAGCAGAAAGGUUGAAAAGUCCCAAGUUGUCAAAAUGACAGAUCUUGCCUUAAUGCCACAAACUGGAAAUGAUUUCAAUAAUGAACUCAGGAGCAAAGUUACCAAAUUCAUUGAAGAUAAUUGGGUUCCAGAUGAAGAGCUUGCAAUGAUAAAUACCCAAGUGCUUUAUGAGAGUAUUGAAAAAAACAAGGGAAAUGUUGAAGAUACACAAAUUGAGAGUUCUAAUGAUCCUGCUGCCUUGAAACAAAAUAUUAACAUUUAUCUUGAAUCUGAACUUGAAACAGUUAGUGCUUCACCUAAUAAAUGUCCAUCUGUUGGAUCACAGUCCAAAAGAAGGCGUAAAGAUGAAGCUAGUACAAUACAUCCAAGUAAAGUUUUCAGCCAGUUAGAAACAAGUCAUACCACCAAGCAAUAGUAACAUUAACGUACAGGAUGGAGAUAAUUAUGUAACAAAUAGGAUAAUCAUAAGAAACUUGCAAUUAUCAGCAUUACUUUUGGUUUUUAUUUUAUCUUUUGCAUUGCACCCAGACAUGCACAUUACCCAAGGGUGAUUAUUUGGGUAUAAAUUUGAUCCAUGCAUUGUUGCUGCUUGUGAUUAAUAUUUCUGGAAAUUUUGAAGUUGUU
Molecule: messenger RNA, 11288 nt
Organism: Pristis pectinata (smalltooth sawfish)
Lineage: Eukaryota; Metazoa; Chordata; Chondrichthyes; Rhinopristiformes; Pristidae
Gene: brca2
Product: BRCA2 DNA repair associated
Exons: 27
Coding region: 154-11079 (3641 amino acids)
Biological process (GO): double-strand break repair via homologous recombination; regulation of DNA-templated transcription
Cellular component (GO): nucleus
Source: RefSeq, a predicted model, not a curated record